AUGACAGAACAUCCCCUUACCGUAGUUCCACCCCCACAAGACGAUGAUGAUCCAACAAAUAACAAUGACGGCCCAAAUAGAACAUCCGAAUCUCCCUCCAAACUCGCCGCCGUGGCAAAUGCCGCUCUGGAUGCCGUUGUCAAACCACUCGAAGACUACGAGUUUUCCAUCAAGGCCAUUCUAGGGUCCAUUGCCGCCCGCGCUGCCGUGGAUCGAAACGGUACCGUCCAUUCGGAACCGACCGAUUCCUUGCCGCACAUGUUGCGCCAUAUUCCACUCCGCGAACAAGCCGUGCAAUCGCUGUUGGAACAAGGAGCCGCCUGGAAACCCAUUCAGGAAAUUCAUCACGUCAAGGUACAUCGAUUGGCAGAUGUACCCUACGGAAAAGAACCCGUCUAUAUCCACAUUCACGGUGGAGGCUGGUCCAGAGGAAAGAAAGACUCUGGUUUCUAUGGAGGACCCGCCAUGUGUCAAAAUGUCACGGCCGAUACGGGAUGCAUUUCCGUGGCCAUUGGAUAUCGACUAGGACAUUAUCCAGAAUUCAUUUACGACGCCGCCUUGGCCAUUCGAUGGGUCUACGAUCAUAUCGACAGUUUGGGAGGCGAUACCUCCAACGUCUUUUUGUCGGGACAUUCGGCAGGAGCCCACAUUGCUUCAUUAUUGACCAUUCGGCAUUUCACCUUUUUGCAAGAACCAUUUGGUAUUCCACGCGACUUUUUCAAAGGGGUCAUUCUCGUAUCGGGGGUGUACGAUUUGUUUUCCCCCAUGAGAUCCAAUGCCAUUGAUUUUAAAAACAAGUGGUUGUUUCUCUACUAUGUCACACCCGCCUUUGGAACCGAUGCCAAACUCAAGCGAGAAGCAUCGCCCUUGCUAUUGCUGGAUCCUAAUAAGGAUACCAGUAUAUGGGGAACUGCCGUGACCAAUUUACAACGCCGAGUCAGCAAAGUUUCCGAACGAGUCGUCCCGUUGGUUCCCGACAAACUGUUGCCCGAAAAAAUACGUUCCUCCAUGACGUCCAAUGCCGAAGAUUCCAUGGAAUUGUUGUUGGAAUGGGAAUGGAAUGGUGGCGGGCUGGAAUCCCACAAUUAUCAACCACCCAGUACACUGAUUCUCAAUGCCACAUUUGAUAUGGGAUUGCAAGAAAAUGGACAACUCAUGGCGGAAGCACUGGGAGAACACACCACUGUCAAGUAUCAAAUCAUUGAAGGAUCCGAUCAUGCCAGUAUUUGCUGGAACGAUACCACUGCCGAGACGGUGGCAGACUUUGUCCGAUCCAAAUUGACAACAACAACAAGCUGUGCUGAGCAAGAGUCUCCGGUAUGUGAAGUGACAACCCUCACUACCGGGAGAAUGGGAUCCGAGAAUGUCAUUGGGGAUGUACCACCCAGCCCUCCUCGUACUAGAAGAGGCAAGCGAGAUAAGAUUCCCAGGAAAGAGCCAGAGGUCGACAGCUGA
Seminavis robusta is the source of this 1455-nucleotide messenger RNA. NCBI's taxonomy places the organism in Eukaryota, Bacillariophyta, Bacillariophyceae, Naviculales, Naviculaceae. The record is from the annotation of a GenBank genome assembly.